This is a messenger RNA of Pipistrellus kuhlii (Kuhl's pipistrelle), 3533 nucleotides long. RefSeq names its product angiopoietin 4 (gene ANGPT4). Gene Ontology annotation, molecular function: receptor tyrosine kinase binding. The record is from RefSeq and is a predicted model, not a curated record. The coding region runs from base 528 to 2012 and encodes 494 amino acids. NCBI's taxonomy places the organism in Eukaryota, Metazoa, Chordata, Mammalia, Chiroptera, Vespertilionidae. Gene Ontology annotation, biological process: signal transduction. The transcript is spliced from 9 exons.
AAAUCUGAGAUCCCAGCCUUCGUGGGAGGAGGCUGGGAAGAGAGACAGAGACAGAGACAGGAAGAGAUAGUUGGGUUGGUUUUCUGCAGCAGGCGGCCUUGGGGUGUGUGCGUGUGGCUCUGUGCGUGUGUGUGUGUGCACACGUCCGUGGGCUGUUUCCUUGCCUGUGCUCUCCCAGCCAGGUGGGUCCCCACGGGGUAAUAAGGCCUCUGAGGCCCCACGCACAGCAGGGCUAGUGCACAGGCGGGGUAGCAGGAGGGCCUGUGAGAGGAAGGAAGGGAAAGGGGAAGAACAGAGGUGAGGGAGAGCCGGGAGCGAGCAGGCCGGUGGGAGGAGCUGAGCAGCUGUGGCAUCUGGAACGAGUAUAAAUAGCUGUCUGGGUGGAGCUUGGCCAAACAGGGGUCUGCCGCUGCAGCGGUUCUGGGGCAGACCUGUCCGCUGCUGGCCACCGCGGGGACACCCGGGCACGGAGUGGGGCCUGCGGGCUCCGGCCAGGCCUCCCCCCCUCGCCAUCACCGUGUCUCUGGAUGCUCUCCUGGCCGGCCAUGCUGCUGGGGGGCCUCCUCCUCGCCGUGGCCACCGUGACCAUGGCCCAGCGGAGGGGGCAGGAGGUGAGAGAGCGCCGCCUGGCGCACCGCGUCCAGCACGGCCAGUGCAGCUACACCUUCCUGCUGCCCGAGCCCGAGGCCUGCGCUCCGGACACUGGGACCUUCCGGGGCUCCAACAGCCUCCAGAGGGACUCGCUGAACCUGGUGGCCUGGCCUACCAAGCGGAUGCAACACCUGGAGAAGAUGCUGGAGAACAACACGCAGCGGCUGCAGAAGCUGGAAAGGUACAUCCAGAUGAACCUGAGGUCGCAGCUGGCGCAGGCGCGACAGCAUGUGGUCCAGAACCAGACGGCCGCCGUGCUGGAGCUGGGCACCAGCCUCCUGAACCAGACCACCGCCCAGGCCCACCGCCUGACCGACAUGGAGGCUCAGGUACUGAACCAGACAUCCAGAAUGGAGAUCCAGAUGCAGGAGACCUCACUGUCCACCAACAAGCUGGAGAAGCAGCUGUUCCUGCAGGGCCUCGAGCUCCACCGGCUGCAGGACUACAACAGCGCGCUGGAGAGCCGGCUGCGAGCCCUGGAGACGCAGCAGCAGGCGCAGCUGGCCAGCCUCCGGCAGGAGAAGGAGCGGCUGGGGAGCCUGCUGAGCCGCCAGAACGGCGCCCUCGCCGGCCUCGCACGCAACCUGCGCGCGGCCAGAAGCAACUCCAGCCUUUUGCAGAGGCAGCAGGACCGGCUGCUGGAGUCCAUGAAGCGCCUGCUGCGCACCGUGGCCCUGGGCCCGCGAGAGCAGGUUGCAGCUGAGCGGGUGUUCCAGGACUGUGCAGAGAUCCAGAGCUUCGGGGCCAAUACCAGUGGCGUCUACACCAUCCACGUGGCGAAUAUGACGGAGCCCAGAAAGGUUUUCUGUGACAUGGAAGCCAAUGGAGGUGGGUGGACCCUCAUUCAGCGCCGUGCGAACGGCAGUGUGAAUUUUCAGCGGAACUGGAACGAUUACAAACAGGGCUUUGGCGAUCCAGCUGGGGAGCACUGGCUGGGCAACGAGUUGGUGCACCAUCUCACCAGCAGGGCAGCCUACUCUCUGCGUGUGGAGCUGCAAGACUGGGAAGGCAACGAGGCCUAUGCCCAAUAUGAGCGUUUCCAGCUGGGCAGCGAGGGGCAGCUGUACAGGCUUUCUCUGAGCGGGUACAGUGGCUCUGCGGGGCCCCAGAGCAGCCUGGCCCUGGAGGGCACCAACUUCAGCACCCGGGACGCAGACAACGACAACUGCCUCUGCAAGUGCGCCCAGAUGCUGUCCGGAGGGUGGUGGUUUGACGCCUGUGGCCUCUCGAACCUGAACGGCAUCUACUACGCGGCCGGCCGCCACCUGCGCAAGCUCAACGGCAUCCGCUGGCACUACUUCCAGGGCCCCAGCUACUCGCUGCGCGCCACCCGCAUGCUGGUGCGGCCCGUGGGCACCUAACAGCAGCCCCGCCGAAGGCUGGGACCCCGGGAGGAGGCGGGACUUACUAUGCCCUGGGCGAGCUGGACCAACACAGGACACGGUGCCAGGGCCUGGACACCUGGAUCUCCUGAGCCAGCCCUCCUGGCCCCACGAGUCCCCACGAGUCUCCGACGCCUCGCCUCCCUGUCGUCCUCCAGCUGUGACAUGGGGGGCGACUGGGGGCUCCUGUCUCUGCAGGACCCCUCUUUUCCCCAGUCUUCUGCAGGGGCCCCUGCCAACCCGAGGGUCACAAUACUCUGAAUGAGCUGAGAACAGACAACGUGGCUCCUCAAAGGAAUACCUGGCUGGCGAUGGAAUUUCAGGCAGGUGGGGAGGUGUCUGCAGGCAGGAGUCUGCUCAGAUGGAGACCCAGAUCCUAUGCCCAGGGUUGGUGGGAAGGCCAUCGCCUGUUCCAAGCCUUCUCAGCCUUGAGAUGCCCUUGAGCUGUCCAAGGCUGAAAGGCCUGCACCUACCCCAUAACAGGAAUCACUAUGUCCACCCUACACGGCCCACCACUCCCCGGGCCCCACAUCUGGAACUCAACCCUGGUCUCUCAAGGGCUCCGGGAGAUCUCAGAGAGGUUCCUUCACCCCCAUCGGGUUCCAGAACAGGCUCCGCAGAGGAUAACUGCUGAGCAUGCCUGUGGUCCAGAGAGAAAGGAGAGCGCAGGUAAACCAGUGUCCGCACACAUUCUCAGCUGCAGGACGCGUCAGAGCCUUCAAUGGGGCUGGUGUGGGCAGCUUUCUCCAGAUUUCCUUAUCUCUCGGUGUGGUGGAUGCCUCUGGGAAAAGCUAGUCCUCAAGUGUCAUGAGGAGGAGCCCCAAGGCACCAUCUCCCACCCCCAGCGACCCAUCCUUUCUGGCUGCAAAAGCCACAGGGAAGGUCUCAAAUCGUCUCUAAAACAACUGGAAAGAAACGUUGGAUUAGAACAGACACACACCAUCCCGGAGCUUCCCGGCUGCUGCCAAGGCUCCUUCUGGCUCUUGGGCUGCCCUCGGCACUCCCUGUCAGCCCAGCUCAGCCUGGCUCAGGUACAGGCACUGCCAGGGACUGUCCGCACUGCCCUGGGCAGAACACCCAUCUGCAGGUCCAGAUCCUCCCAGGUCUAAGCCGGAACCCCCAGCCCCCUCCCCCUGCUCCAUCCAACAUGAUGUUGCCGCGCGGGGUCUGGGGGACCAGGGCCUCCUCCUGAGCUUCUGUCAGAGGGCAAGGUCACAAAGGAGCCACAGCCGCUCUGCUGCUCCCCCAUCGCCGUGCCACCCUCUCCAGUCCCCACGAGGCCCACUGUGCGCAGCGUGGUGACGUGGGCAGGCUUGGCGUCGGACAGGCCUGCUCCGGUUCUUUGGACUUGAGGCCUGUGGCUCAGCCUCUUGGCCUCGGUUAUCUUGUCUGUGAAAUGGAGGUGAUGAUACUCACUCCUAUGAGACCACGCAUGUCAGCGUCUGAUCAGAGCCUGGUAUGAAGCAGGUGCCUAAUAAAUAUUAGUUCCCAAAGAGGUGA